Amaranthus tricolor (Joseph's coat) is the source of this 531-nucleotide messenger RNA. Lineage: Eukaryota; Viridiplantae; Streptophyta; Magnoliopsida; Caryophyllales; Amaranthaceae. The record is from the annotation of a RefSeq genome assembly.
AUGGAUUUACCUGGACCAAUACAUGAUUUUCUUUUAGUUUUUCUGGGGUCGGGCCUUAUAUUAGGUGGUCUAGGAGUAGUAUUAUUUACCAAUACAAUUUUUUCUGCUUUUUCGUUAGGAUUGGUUCUUGUUUGUAUAUCUUUAUUCUAUAUUCUAGCAAAUUCCCAUUUUGUAGCUUCUGCACAACUCCUUAUUUAUGUGGGAGCUAUAAAUAUAUUAAUAAUAUUUUCUGUAAUGUUCAUGAAUGGUCCGGAAUAUGACACAGAUUUCCGUCUGUGGACUGUGGGGGACGGGAUUACCUUAUUGGUUUGUGCAAGUCUUUUUGUUUCAUUAACUAUUACUAUUCUAAAUACGUCCUGGUAUGGGAUUAUUUGGACUACAAAAUCAAAUCAGAUUCUAGAACAAGAUCUGAUAAGCGCUAGUCAACAAAUAGGAAUUCAUUUAUCAACCGAUUUUUUUCUUCCAUUUGAACUCAUUUCAAUAAUUCUUUUAGUUGCUUUAAUAGGUGCAAUUGGCGUGGCUCGUCAAUAA